UAUAGAAUAAUACACUUUGAAGAAGUAAAACUGCAUAAUAUGAUAGCUAGUCAAUCAGAAGGUCAAGCAGACAUAUUGGAUGGUGCUAUUAGUUCAUCAUUAAUGUUGCUUAGUGUAGCACAUGAAUAUCUCGGCAGACAUUCUUGGUGUACAAAGAACAAUGGAGCUGUUCUGCUUCUCUUCUUGAAAAUUCUUAAAAAAGAGAGAAAGAAACCCAAACUUUCAGCUAAUCUUAAAGAGGAUCUUGAUAUAGCAUUUGAACAAUGUGUUUAUUGUCUCUAUGGUCAUCCUAAUAAAAAAAUCAAAAGUAGAAGAUUACAGGAUCAUAACUCUCCACCGAUUUCUUUGACAUGGAUCAGAGCACAAAAUGUGUUUGAAUAUUUCAAGCCAUCAGCGGUACCAGAAUUUGAUAGUUAUAAAGCUAGCACUGUAUCAGCUGAGUUAGAAGGGUUAUUAAGAAGAGUUUUUGUACUGGUACCAGAAGAUAUAGGAGCAGCUAGUAGAAUAGAUACAGUAUUAAAAUAUAUAGAUGGUGAAAUAAAUACACCUCCUUCAUAUGAAACAGAUAACCCAGUAUUAAAGGAGUUGUAUUAUUUAUUAGCUGAUUAUUAUUUCAAGAACAAAGAAACAUCGAAAGCUACACGGUUUUAUCAAUAUGAUCUAUGUGUAAACCCACUACGUUUAGAUUCAUGGGCUGGUACAGCUUUAGCUAGAAUGAGCCAGUUAGAACAAAAAUUAAAUGCUAUGGAAUUAAAAUUAGAUACACCUGUACAUAAGAAAGCUAUAGCUGCUUUAAGAUGUUUUAAACGAGCUGUAGAAAUUAAUGAUUCUAUUAGAACAUUAUGGAUAGAAUAUGGUUCUUUAGCUUAUCAACUACAUUCUCACGCUUCACGGCAACUUAAAAUGCAAAAAUGGUUUCCAUUGGAGGAUGAAUUACUGGAAAUAGUAAAUGCUAGUAAACGUGAAAUGUUACAGACAUCACAUAAUUGUUAUUGGAAAGCUAGUGAAUGUGAAGCAGAUGGUAAUGAAGAAGAAUGGUUACAUCAUUAUAUGAUGGGCAAGGUUAAAGAAAAAAAAGGAGCACAUCCUAAAGACUACUUAGAACAUUACAGACAGGCUGCUAUAUAUUUACAUGAAGAUGAGGCUGUGUAUCCUAAACGCAUUGUAUUUUCUAACAGCCCACCUCAUCUAGCGAUAGAAGCUUUAGAAGUAUACUAUAGAUUACAUGCUGCCAUAUUAAAGAAUUUACUGCGAUAUGAUGGUGUCCAUGACUACCCACUAUAUGAUCAUUAUGUAACAGAAGCCGCAGCCAGUCCCUUUGCUAAAGGUCGAGAGAAAAGACAAGAACGGAGGGAAUCCACAAAUGAAGAUAGUUGCUCUUCUAAUUCAGCUUACAGCCAAUCAAAACAGAAACUUGUAUAUCACAUGACACCACAGGAUCAUACAUAUUCUAAGAAAAAAAGUACAUCAAGUUCUGACUCUGAUAAUAAUUACUCUUCUGUUAAUGAAAGUUCUACAGACAGUAAAAUGGAGAUCAAUGCAUCUAGAAAACUGUGUCUUCAGAAACAAAUAACAGAACCAUUUGUACCUACUAUUGAUAAAUCCUCAGUGGCAAGUGUAGAAACAGAUGAUAAAACGGAAGUCAAAGGUAAUGUUGAGAUUAUUGAUACCACUACCAGUGAGACCAAAGAAGAAAGCAAGGUGUAUAAAGACAGUACUACUGAUAGUGUUGUUGGGAUGGAGAUUGAUAUCGAUGUUAAAUCUAGUGCUAGUGAAGGUAAAAAUAGUGAAGCUAAAGACAGUGUUACAGAUGAUACAGCUAGUGAUGGUAAAACUAGUGUUAGUGAUAAUAAAAUGAACAUUGAUAUAACUAGUGAUAAUAGCAACACUGGUAAUAAAACUAGUAAUGUUGAAACCAAAACUAGUGCCACUGAUACUAAAACUAGUGCCACUGAUACUAAAACUAGUGACAUUGACAGAAGUGCCAGUAGUAGCGAUGCUAAAGAUAUCACUAGUGAAGUCAAUUUCAGUGCUAGUACACUUGUUGUAAAUAAUAAAAUCGGGGCUAGUGAGGAUAAAUUGAAUGAAAGUGAUCAUGAUAAACAGGAUGAAGAUCAGUCACAGAACACAUUCGUCAUAGAUUUGACAGCUAGUGAUGAUGAACCAAUGCAAGAAAGUAACAAAACAGAUCCAGUGAUUGAAAAUAAACCUGAUGAUAUAUCUACCAAAUCUACUACAGAAAACACAGCUAAAACCGUCCUAGCUGCUCAGUAUGAUGUCACUGAUAAAACAGGCAGCAUAUCUGAUACAGAGGCUCCUAUCGUUAUUGACUCUUCCGAUGUUUCUGAUGUGGACAUAGAUAAAUGUAUUUUAGAAAAGUCAGAAAAAAACAAAAUACAACCAGAAACUAAAAAAGUCCAACCAAAGAAACCUGAAGGAAAACCUCAAUCAGUUUUGUCAGAUGAUCCAGAAACAGUACAUAAACAACUGAUUGAAAAGUGUAUGGCUUCAUUACAUCUGUGCUUGUCUCGUUUUCCUAAUCAUUAUAAAUCAUUAUAUAGAUUAGCUCAUGUUUAUGCUACAUCUAAGUAUAAAAAGAAUCUACACUAUGCAAAGGAUAUCCUCUUAGGUAAUGCUCAUUGGCAGUCUCUAAGUCAUAUGGAAACACCAGGAUUAUUUCAUGAAAGAAAAACAGCCAACUUUUUUCAGGGAAUUUGGAAAAUACCAGUUCAAGAAAUUGAUAGAGCUGGUAGUUUUGCAGCCCAUAUGAAUCGAUCAAUAUAUUUAUUAUUAGAUAUAUUAAAACAACUACAAGAUAAUAGAAUGUUAUAUAAUAUACAUGUACAGUUAUUAAGAGUACCAGAUACUGGGAGGAAGUUUGUACGUGAUGCUGAAAGAACAUAUCUAUGGAAACUAGCAUUUAGAUAUACUGUUGAGGUUAUGAUGCUACGUAGUGAACAAUUACUCAAAGAAACAGUGGAAGAAAAGAGAUUGUCAUUUCUGAUGGAUGUUUAUAAAGUUUGGCAUCAUGGAAUACACAAGCUCAAUAAGUUUGUAGAAAGUACUAACAAAGUUUUUAUUAAGACGUUUAGGCUGGCACUACAAGACAAAGUGGAUAAAAACUCUUCCAAUUCUUCAAUACUUGAACAAGCUACUCGAUUCUGUCAACAUCGACAAUCUCAGUUGUCUGCGAGAUUACCUCAGAUACCACCUCAGAAGCCAACUCAUUUAUCAAAAUCUCAAGACAGCCAAUCAGAUUCCUCUUUAUUUUCACCAACCAAAUCAGAUAGUCAAUCAAUUUUCUUCUCACCACCUUCAAAGAAAUCUUUAUGUCAGGGUGUCUCUAUGUCACCUGUUGCAUAUUCACCAGAUACUCCUUGUGCGUCAGUUCCUGGUACUAAAAUAUCUUCCUCCCCAUCAACACCCAAAUCCUCUAUGGUCAGCAGCAGUGUACUUUCUUCUCCUUCGACCCCCAAAUCCAGCAGAUUGGUCUCUAACAAGCCAUCAUCUACCACUUUAAAUGUAGCCCCGCCUAUUGUAGAAAUUAAGAAAACAGAUAGACUUCCAGUAACUUCAGCAACACCUGAUAUAGUGAUGUCAUCAUCUACUAAACCUCCUUCUGUAAAACAAGUAUCUAAUACCACACCAUCAACGUCUCCUAAAUUAAUACAGACAACUUCUAAAGUAGUUCCGAAGGAAAUCCUAUCAGCUCCCAAAGGAAGUCCUAAAAUAGUACAGACAGCCUCUAAAGCAAUUCCUAAAGAAAUACUGACAUCUCCUAAAGUAUCUUCUCAUAUAACUCCAUACAAACAACCCAGUUCAACAGUACAAGCAACUAUUACUAAUGUACAUGUACCAAAAAAACUUGUACCCCAAAUCACAAAGAUAAAUUCACCAAAACAAAUGUCCCCAACUUUUCCCAAGAAUCCACAAGUAGUGAAAAAAGCAAAUCUGUCAAAUCCUCACGUUAAAUCCACCGCGUCUUGUACCUUGAGUAAAGGUACACCAGCCAUAGCAAAGAAGGUAACUGUUGCCCUUACAUCCCAGUCUAAACCUAAACCACCACAGUCAGCAUCUUCAUCUGAUAAUCAAGUUGUAGAAACAUUGAUUGAAUCCCAUGAAGAAGAUGAAUUAUUAAUAUUAUCUAAUCCUGAUCAAUUAACUUUAGAUAUACAAUCUUUUCUAGCUCAUCAUAAUUUAUAGAAAUUUUAUUUUGGUAAAUUUAUGUAAAUAGUCAGAUGUGAGAUCUGUUUCAUUUGUAUUGAUUUACUAAAAAUAAAUGAAUUUGUAAAUGCA
Molecule: messenger RNA, 4296 nt
Organism: Patella vulgata (common limpet)
Lineage: Eukaryota; Metazoa; Mollusca; Gastropoda; Patellidae
Product: calcineurin-binding protein cabin-1
Exons: 18
Coding region: 40-4203 (1387 amino acids)
Biological process (GO): chromatin organization
Cellular component (GO): nucleus
Molecular function (GO): protein binding; nucleosome binding
Source: RefSeq, a predicted model, not a curated record